AUACUAUUCUAUAUGUCCACUUACUCAUUCACUCACAAAAAACGCGUCUGAAUCACUUUUACUAGAAUCAGAACGGCGCAGAUUCCGACAUUAGCUUCACCGUACACACACAAUAUUUUCAUCUUCAUUCUCACAACUUUCUCACCUUUUCUCUCACUUUAUAAUCUUCAUAACUGCAUGUACUAAUUUCCACUCACAAAACCAUUCAAUUUUCACACACAAACUACCAUCAAUUUUUCACCAAUGUCUACCACUAAUGAAGAUUUUCAAGGUGUUUCAAAUUGUUAUGUGUUCAAGAGCCGAUUGCAAGAGUAUGCUCAGAAAGCGGGACUCCCCACACCGGUGUAUGAAACUAUCAAGGAAGGUCCUUCCCAUGAACCUUCUUUUAGGUCAACAGUGGUUGUGAAUGACGUUCGGUAUGAUUCUUUGGUUGGGUUUUUUAACCGUAAAGCUGCAGAACAGUCAGCUGCAGAGGUUGCUUUGGUGGAGUUGGCCAAAUCUGGUGCAGUCGAUCAGUCCAUCACUCAACCUGUUCAUGAAACUGGAUUAUGCAAGAAUUUACUUCAGGAAUAUGCACAGAAGAUGAAUUAUGCAAUGCCAACGUAUCAGUGCAAAAAGGAUGACACACCACGUAGAGCACCAUUAUUUUCAUGUACAGUCGACAUUGGAGGGAUUCUCUAUAUUGGGGGACAAACAAAAACUAAGAAGGAAGCGGAGAUAAAAGCCGCAAGAACUGCUUUAUUAGCUAUCCAGACAAAUGCAUCUCAGUCUUCUCAAAACCAGUUUGGCCCUUUGACUGUCAUUCCAUCCAGAAAAAGGCCAGCAGAUCCUGUUGCUGAUGAGGCUUUGAAAGCUCCAAAGCCUAAGAAAUCACGCUUUAAAAGGAAAUGUUCCAAGAGGAAACCGUCUAAAAAUAAGAGGCGCCGUAACAAUGCUGGCGAUGGAGCAAAUAUCAAUCCCGAGGUAGAAUCAGUUAAUGGUGAAUCUGGCCUCCAGGAAAUCAAAUCUGAAAACGCAUUCCCUUCGGAAGCCAUGAAGAAUUCUGAGAAUGGUGUAUCAUCCACAACUAUCAAUCCCAAGGUAGAAUCAAUUAAUGGUGAAUCUGGCCUCCAGGAAACCAAAUCUGAAGCAGCAUUCCCUUUAGAAGCCAUGAAGAUUUCUGAGAAUGGAGUAUCAACUGCAAAUAUCAAUCACGGGGUAGAAUCACUAGCAAGUGUUAAUGGUGAAUCUGGCCUCCUGGAAAUCAAAUCUGAAGCAGAAUUUCCUUCAGAAGCCUUGAAGAUUUCUGAGAAUGGAGUAUCAACUACAAAUAUCAAUCUCGGGGUAGAAUCACUUGCAAGUGUUAAUGGCGAAUCUGGCCUCCAUGAAAUCAAAACUGAAGCAGCAUUACCUUCAGAAAUCAUGAAGAAUCCUGAGAAUGGUGUAUCACCUACAAAUAUCAAUCUUGGGGUUGAAUCACUUGCAAGUGUUAAUGGUGAAUCUGGCCUCCAGAAAAUCAAAUCUGAAGCAGCAACGCCUUCGGAAGCCAUGGAGAUUUCUGAGAACGGAGUAUCAACUACAAAUAUCAAUCCAAAGGUAGAAUCACUAGCAAGUGUUAAUGGUGAAUCCGGUCUCCAGGAAAUCAAAUCUGAAGCAGCAUUGCCUUCGGAAGCCAUGGAGAUUUCUGAGAAUAGAGCAUUAACUACAAAUAUCAAUCCAAAGGUAGAAUCACUAGCAAGUGUUAAUGGUGAAUCCGGCCUCCAGGAAAUCAAAUCUGAAGCAGCAUUGCCUUCGGAAGCUAUGGAGAUUUCUGAGAAUGGAGUAUCGACUACAAAUAUCAAUCCCGAGGUAGAAUCACUAGCAAGUGUUAAUGGUGAAUCCGGUCUCCAGGAAAUCAAAUCUGAAGCAGCAUUGCCUUCGGAAGCGAUGGAGAUUUCUGAGAAUGGAGCAUUAACUACAAAUAUCAAUCCCGGGGUAGAAUUACUAGCAAGUGUUAAUGGUGAAUCUCGCCUCCAAGAAAUCAAAUCUGAAGCAGCAUUGCCUUCGGAAUCCAUCAUGAAUUCUGAGAACGGAGAAUCAACUAAUCAUCAUGAGAAAGAGACAUUAGCUGGAGACGGUUCUUUUGCUUUAAAUAAUCAAAAGGUUUUUGAAAAUGAGAAGUCAGCAGAAUUGCAAUCCAAAGAGGACAGUCCUGGAAAUGUUGUUACAGAAGUGGUGUUCGCGCCUAAUGGAGACAUGCCGACAAUGAGUGCGGAGAUGAACGAACAGCGUCGUAAUGGAGAUAUGGUCUUUGGAGAAUGAUUUUAUUAAUUUAGAGGGGUUUUGUGCUUCAAGUAUUCAUAUUAGUUAAAUUAUUAAUUAAAUGAUUACAAUGGAAGAAAGAUCCAACCAGGAGCAGACAUUGAUUAGGAUUAGGAAAGCUUGAGGAUUUUCAACAGUUUUUCUUUGUUGGGGUGUCACUCAGGAAAAUAGAAUAUAGGCUAUGAAUAUGAUAUGAACCAAAGGAAGUUAAUAAUUUAUAAACUGAUCAUGGUGUUUUAAACCAUUUAUUUACUUAUUAUAUUGGACUGUUAUAUUGAAGCUAUCUGCUACAUGGAACUUGAGUUUUAA
Trifolium pratense (red clover) is the source of this 2589-nucleotide messenger RNA. Its product is annotated as double-stranded RNA-binding protein 1-like. Gene Ontology annotation, molecular function: ribonuclease III activity; double-stranded RNA binding. Lineage: Eukaryota; Viridiplantae; Streptophyta; Magnoliopsida; Fabales; Fabaceae. The record is from RefSeq and is a predicted model, not a curated record. The transcript is spliced from 3 exons. Bases 244 to 2280 code for a protein of 678 amino acids. Gene Ontology annotation, biological process: rRNA processing; regulation of gene expression. Gene Ontology annotation, cellular component: nucleus.